AUGCCACCUAAAAACAGGCAAGAUGAGGAAAAGUCUAAACUGACUCGUAUUGCCGUUGUAAACCACGACCGAUGCAAGCCAGCAAAAUGCAAUCUAGAGUGCAGUAAGUGCUGUCCAGUUAACCUUCAGGGGAAACUAUGUGUUGUGGUUCAAAAAAAGUCAACAAUUUCUGUAAUUUCAGAAGAACUUUGUAUUGGCUGCGGUUUAUGCGUUAAAAAAUGUCCUUAUGGAGCCAUUCAAAUCAUCAACUUGCCAUCCAAUCUGAAUAAAGAUACUGUUCAUCGGUACGGCCCCAAUAGUUUCAAACUCCAUAGGCUACCUCUUCCUCGUCCAGGGCAGGUCUUGGGACUCGUUGGAGCGAAUGGCACGGGCAAAUCGACGGCAUUGUCUAUUCUGAAGGGCAAGACUAAGCCAAAUCUUGGUCGCUAUAAGGAUGAACCCAGUUGGGAGGAGAUAUUAAAAUACUUUCGAGGGUCUGAGCACCAAGCGUAUUUUCAACACAUGCUGGAGCAAAAGAUGCGUGUUCUCCUGAAACCACAAUAUGUGGAUCAGGUUCCCAAAGUUACCAAGGGAAAAGUGGGGGAUCUACUAACUAAAGCUGAUGAGCGGGGUGUGAAGGACUACUAUAUGAAGGAACUUGAUAUAGAAAACGUUGCUGAUCGCGAACUCGAAAAAUUAUCUGGUGGUGAGCUACAGCGGUUUACCAUUGCUGCUCUCUGUGUCCAAAAUGCCUCAGUGUACAUGUUUGACGAGCCUUCUAGUUAUUUGGAUGUUCGGCAGAGACUGAUGGCCGCUAAGGUGAUUCGUUCUCUGCUGAAAGAUGAUAAUUAUGUUGUUGUCGUUGAGCAUGACCUUUCUGUUGUGGACUAUAUGUCCGACUUCGUGUGUGUUCUCUACGGCGUUCCCGGAAUCUACGGAGUGGUAACGAUGCCUUACGGGGUCCGAGAAGGUAUUAACAUUUUCUUGGAUGGUUUUGUCCCAACUGAAAAUCUGAGGUUUCGUCAAGAGAGUUUGUCAUUUCGCAUUACCGAUGACUUGGAAGAGACGACCAAACGCAGUGUACAACAUUCUUACCCGUCCAUGGUAAAGAAUUUGGGAGGGUUUACAUUAACUGUCGAAUCGGGAUCCUUUUCUGACUCUGAGAUUGUUGUCCUUCUAGGUGAGAAUGGAUGUGGUAAAACGACGUUUAUUCGCAUGCUCGCUGGCCACAUUAAACCGGAUAAUGAAGUGGAAGUACCUCAACUGUGCAUAAGUUACAAACCACAGAAGAUCGCACCGAAGUUUCAGGGAACCGUGAAGGAUCUUCUCCAAUCAAAGAUAUACGAAGCGUUCUCUAAUCCCCAAUUCCAGACAGAUGUACUAAAACCCAUGACAGUUGAGGAGCUGUACGAUCAGGAGGUGCAACACCUUUCCGGUGGUCAGUUGCAACGCGUUGGUCUAUGCCUUGCCCUCGGCACACCGGCAAAUAUCUAUCUAAUAGACGAACCCAGUGCCUACUUGGAUUCGGACCAGCGUAUAAUAGCUGCCCGUGUCAUCAAGAGAUACAUUAUGCAUGCCAAACGAACUGCGUUCAUCGUUGAGCACGAUUUUAUUAUGGCAACAUACCUGGCGGAUCGUGUUAUUGUAUACGACGGCACUCCAGCUGUAAAUUGCAAGGCCAACGCUCCCUGUGCCCUCUUGGAGGGAAUGAACAAAUUUUUGAAAAGCCUCGAUAUUACUUUCAGACGUGAUCCAUCGAAUUUCCGUCCGCGAAUCAACAAGUUUGACUCGGUUAAAGAUCGUGAACAGAAAAUCGCGGGGAACUACUUCUACAUGGUGGAAGAGGUCGCAAAACCGGUCAAACCAGCGAAGGUGGAUGGAGAGGAUGAGGACGAAGAUGAUGAAAGCAACGAGUAG
Trypanosoma brucei brucei TREU927 is the source of this 1896-nucleotide messenger RNA. RefSeq names its product ribonuclease L inhibitor, putative. Gene Ontology annotation, molecular function: ATP binding; iron ion binding; ribosomal small subunit binding. The transcript has a single exon. Lineage: Eukaryota; Euglenozoa; Kinetoplastea; Trypanosomatida; Trypanosomatidae. The record is from RefSeq and is a predicted model, not a curated record. Bases 1 to 1896 code for a protein of 631 amino acids. Gene Ontology annotation, biological process: ribosomal subunit export from nucleus; translational termination; translational initiation.